Leptonychotes weddellii (Weddell seal) is the source of this 3714-nucleotide messenger RNA. The record is from RefSeq and is a predicted model, not a curated record. NCBI's taxonomy places the organism in Eukaryota, Metazoa, Chordata, Mammalia, Carnivora, Phocidae.
CUUUAGUCAAGGAGUUUGAAAAAGAUUUAUAAGGAUAGUAGUAGGAAAGUUUUGAGAAGGACCAGAGCUAUGCAAUACACCUGUUGGAAGCUCACAAAUUUAUACGGAGAGUUAAGGGAAAGUUGGAAGGGUCACUUCUGCGUUUGUUAAAUUACAUGUUACUGAAGUUGGUUAUUUAUUUAUUUAUUUUUUCUCCCCAAGCUGGAAUUUAGACCUUGCACUUGAGCGCUCGGUACCUGGAAACAGCCAUGGAGUGGAAAAUACUUUCCAUGUACUUGCUGCUACUUUCUGUUUUCUUGAUUCAGCAAGUUUCUUCUCAAGAUUUACCAAGCUGUGCAGGGAGAUGUGGGGAAGGGUAUUCUAGAGAUGCCGCCUGCAACUGUGAUUAUAAAUGUCAACACUACAUGGAGUGCUGCCCUGAUUUCAAGAAAGUCUGCACCAUGGAGCUUUCCUGUAAAGGCCGCUGCUUCGAGUCCUUUGCAAGAGGGAGGGAGUGUGACUGUGACUCAGAUUGUAAGAAGUAUGGCAAGUGCUGUCCCGAUUAUGAGAAUUUUUGUGGAAAAGCGCUGCCUGGCUCCGCCGGGCUCCAGGAGCAUCAGAGAUUGCUGGUUGAGGAACAGAGAGGACAGGGGCCGAGUGUACGUGCUUUUUCCUCAGUGCAUAAUCCCACAACACCACCAUCUUCAAAGGCUUCACCUCCACCUCCAGGAGCAUCUCAAACCAUCAAAUCAACAACCAAACGUUCACCCAAAGCACCAAACAAGAAGAUGACUAAGAAAGUGAUAGAAUCAGAGGAAAUAACAGAAGUAACAGAUAACAAGAAGGAAAGAACUCCCAAAAAGAAACCUACCCCAGAACCACCAGUUGUAGAUGAAGCUGGAAGUGGACUGGACAAUGGUGACAUCAAGCUCACCCCAACUCCUGACAUUCCUACUACCCAACACAAUAAAGUUACCACAUCUCCCAAGAUUACAACAGGCAAACCAAUAAAUCCUAAACCCAGUCUUCCACCUAAUUCUGAUAUAUCCAAAGAGACACCUUCAACACCUAAUAAGGAGGCAACAGUUGAAACUAAAGAGGCUUUUUUAACAAACAAAGAGACUUCAAGUGGAACAAAAGAGAAGACUUCAACUAAAGAGACAAGAAAUGCAGAAAAAACACCUCCUAAAGAUUUUGUACCCACAUCCAAAGCUCCUGUUAAAUCUACACCCGAAGCUGAAACUACAACCAAAUCCCCUGCUCCCACCACCACCAAGGAGCCCACUCCCACAACCCUCAAGAAGCCUGUUCCUACUACCCCCAAGAAGCCUGCACCUACCACCAAGGGGCCGACACCUACCACUCCCAAGGAGCCUGCGCCCACCACCAAGGAGCCUACACCCACCACUCCCAAAGAACCUGCACCCACAGCCCCCAAGGAGCCUACACCUGCCACCCCCAAGGAGUCUGUACCCACCACUCCCAAGGAGCCUGCACCCACCAUCCCCAAGGAGCCUACACCCACCACUCCCAAGGAGCCUGCACCCACCACCCCUAAGAAGCCUGCUCCCACCACUCCUAAGGAGCCUGCACCCACUACCACCAAAGAGCCUGCACCCACAGCCCCCAAGGAGCCUACACCUACUCCCAAGGAACCCGAACCCACCACUCCCAAGGAGUCUGAACCCACCACCCCUAAGAAGCCUGCUCCCAUCACUCCUAAGGAGCCUGCACCCACUACCACCAAAGAGCCUGCACCCACAGCCCCCAAGGAGCCUACACCUACUCCCAAGGAGCCCGAACCCACCACUCCCAAAGAGCCUGCACCCACCACCCCUAAGAAGCCUGCUCUCACCACUCCCAAGGAGCCUGCACCCACAGCCCCCAAGGAGCCUGUACCUACGGCCCCCAAAGAGCCUGCACCCACUGCUCCCAAAGAGCCCACCCCCAAAGUCCCCAAGAAGCCUGCUCCAGCUUCUCUUGAGACACCUGCUCCAACCAUCUCAGAGGCCUCUACUACAACUACCACCAUGGGGCCUCCCACUACUCCCAAGAACCCUGCUGAAUCAAUUCCUGAGUUUCCUGCAGAACCCACACCAAAGGCUCUUGAAAACAGUCCCAAGGAACCUGUUGUACCUAUAACCAAGGCUCCUGAAGUGACCAAAGCUGAAAUGACUACAACAGCUAAAGACAAAACAAUAGGAAAAGACAUACAUAUGACGAUACCUGAAAUUACAACCGCUGUACCUAAGAUUACAACCCAAGAGACAGCAACUCCAAGAGAAGAAACCACUGAGUCCAAAACAAGUACAACCACACAAGUAACAUCUAUCACAUCGUCCAAAAGUACUCCUAAAGCAACAACUCGUGCACCCAAAGUAAUGACUACAACAAAAAAGACAACUACAACUGAAGAGACUGUGAAUAAACCCGAAGAAACCACAGCUGUGCCAAAAGAUACAGCCACAAAUCCUGAAGUGUCAACUUCUAAACCUCAAAAGCCAACCAAAGCACCAAAAAGGCCCACUUCUACCAAAAAGCCAAAAAUACCUAAAGUGAGAAAACCAAAGACUACAGCAACUCCCCCAAAGAUGACUACAUCGACAAUGCCGAAAUUACACCCUACCUCUUCAGCGGAAGCCAUGCUCCAAACUACCGCCAGCCCCAGCCAAAGACUUAACUCAGAAAAAGUUGAAGUAAAUCCAAAUAAAGAUGCAGAUAUUGCUGGAGAAAAACCUCACAUGAUCCCCAGGCCCCCUGUGUUAACCCCUGUAUUUAUCCCAGGCACUGAUAUCUUGAUGAGAGGAUCCAACCAAGACAUCACCAUCAAUCCCAUGCUUUCAGAUGAGACUAAUUUAUGCAACGGUAAGCCAGUAGAUGGACUGACUACUUUGCGCAAUGGAACACUGGUUGCAUUUCGAGGUCAUUAUUUCUGGAUGCUGAGUCCAUUCAAUCCACCACCUCCACCUCGUAAAAUUACUGAAGUUUGGGGUAUUCCCUCCCCCAUUGAUACUGUUUUUACUAGAUGCAACUGUGAAGGAAAAACUUUCUUCUUUAAGGAUUCCCAGUACUGGCGUUUCACCAAUGGUGUAAAAGAUCCAGGGUACCCCAAACAAAUUGUAAAAGGAUUUGGAGGACUAAAUGGAAAAAUAGUGGCAGCUCUCUCAGUAGCUAAAUACAAGAACAGACCUGAAUCUGUGUAUUUUUUCAAGAGAGGUGGCAGCAUUCAGCAGUAUAUUUAUAAACAGGAACCCAUCAAAAAGUGCCCUGGAAGAAGGCCUGCUAUCAAUUAUUCAGUGUACAGAGAAACAACACAGGUUAGGAGACGUCGCUUUGAACAUGCCAUAGGACCUUCUCAAACACACACCAUCAGAAUUCACUAUUCACCCAUCAGAGUCUCUCACCAAGACAAAGGUUUCCUCCAUAAUGAAGUUAAAAUGAGUUUACAGUGGAGAGGAUUUCCAAGUGUGGUGACUUCAGCUAUCGCACUGCCCAACAUCAGAAAACCAGACGGAUAUGAUUACUACGCCUUUUCUAGGAAUCAAUACUAUAACAUUGAUGAACCCAGAAGAACAGCAAGACUCAUUACUACUCGUUCUGGGCGGAGCUUAUCCAAUGUCUGGUACAACUGUCCUUAGACCCACGGGCAAAGGAAGAGUCAACUAAUUAAAUGAAGAAUGAAAAAUUUUGACACUGAAAUACAUUUUAUUAAUAAAGCAUGUUGAGAGAAGCAUA